Messenger RNA from Austrofundulus limnaeus, 1457 nucleotides. RefSeq names its product small integral membrane protein 18 (gene smim18). The record is from RefSeq and is a predicted model, not a curated record. The coding region runs from base 570 to 890 and encodes 106 amino acids. The transcript is spliced from 2 exons. NCBI's taxonomy places the organism in Eukaryota, Metazoa, Chordata, Actinopteri, Cyprinodontiformes, Rivulidae.
CUGCAAACUUGCAAAUGUGAAAAUAUUUAUAAAAUGACAGGUGGUUUAAAAUAGUAAACCAAAAGCCACGCAUAAAAGACUAAACUGAAUUAACUCUAUUUGUACUGGUUGUUUCUAUGGAGGUCUGUUUUGCUCUAUCAGCCCUCAUUUGCCCAGGACUGGAUUGAGAACUCCCCAAUAAACACUGGAAACAGACACUGAUUCAUGAAUGAUUCAUGCUGGAGGUGGGCGCUGUAGUGGCUGUUAGCUGCACAGUGGGAAGGGUGCUGGAAGCGUGACUGGACGACCAGCGAAUGGCACUAAAACAGGGGGGACAGGAGCGAGCCAAUGACGGCGGAGAAGCCCGAUGUGCAGAGACAUGAAGAGCUGGGAGUGGCGGAGGAGGAGGAGGAGAGCGGGUGCAUGAGCGACGACGGAAAGUGCGUGAGUGCGCCAGGGAGGAGAGCAGGUCGAUGCGUGGAUGUAGGAGAGGAAGAGUGGAAGACCGUGAGAUAGGUGGAGAAGCUGAAGCAGGGGAGCCAGUCUGUUAGCCUGCGUUUUUAAAAGACGAAGCCAGACACGCAGACACCAUGGCCAACAUCACAACCACUAUACUCCCAAGCCUGCCGUCACACCUCGAGGCCGUCCCGUUGUCCCACGUCUCCUUGCAGGUCCAGGAAGUGUACCCCUUUCACGACGGCUGGAAUGUAGCCUGCUUCGUCAUUCUGUUACUGUUCAUCCUCACUGUCCUGUCCCUGACUGCCUUGGCCGUUCUCUACGAGCUACUCAACUGCGGGUGCUGUGCUAAAGGGAAGACACACCACCAGCUGCAGGAGGAAGGGCCAGGAAGCUGCAGCAAACUUAUGACUAACAUUUGCAAGGAGCCAGCGUCCCACACAGAGGUGGUAUAAAGGCAGCAAGGACGAGGGAAACAUUAAGAAGUAGAGUAUUAUUUAUUGACAAAUUUAUUUAUGCCACAGUAAUGACUUUGUUUCCCUAAAAACAAAAACAGACAAUCCAACUGCGCCAUAUCUCGUCUAAGGAUGGGUGUAUAAAAAUUUAUUUAUAUCAUCAUAAAAAAACAAACAAACAAAUAAAAAGCACCUUCAUAUACUAAGUAGAAGAAUGGCCUGAAAAUAAACGCCUGAUUCAAUGUUUAGCAUAGCAGCCUGUGAUAAAAUUACAUUUAGUGUGAUGUUACCUGUGCUUUUUAUUAUGAAAUUGCAUGUUCAAAAUCUGACAGUGAAAAUUAUUGUUGCUUUUCUGUUACUUGCUAAACUGUUCGCCAGUAGUGUUAAUGUUUACCACAAGUUCAGUAGCUACACAGUGAUGUAUUUUGCGUCAGGCCUUGUGCAAUAUAAAAUUUCUAAUGUUUUCCUAUUUGACUAACUUUCACUGAAAAAGGUUUGAUUUUUGAAGUAACUAAAAGUUGGCAAGUCUGCUAUUACAAAACUGAAUAAAGUAAUAAUGUAAUGUAA